AUGUCUGCGAUCCUCAGUUGUCGAAAAGACUGCCGCAUCGGGGCAAAGCAGCAAUCUACACGGACGGAGCCAGUUGUUGGAGAAAACUGGCCAGGCAGAAUCACUGGGCCCUUUCAGGCCGUGCAUCGAAAGAAGGAUUUUUGCAGCAAGCUCGCUCCAAUGCCAAGAGGCUUUUCCGAACUCACGGGAACGCAAUGCUUCGAUCGUGCCUGGCAGUCCCUCAAGGCAUUCAUCCCUGGGUCCAUCCGCCAUCGCUUGCGGGACGGCUUGAACCCUGAACUGCGCAAGUGGACAUUCCAGUGGUGCUAUCGGCACAACCAUGUGCAGGGAAAGCUUCCCAAAAUCAUCUUUUAUCAGGUCUUGAAAUUCAGGCCUUGGAAGAACUGA
This is a messenger RNA of Symbiodinium sp. CCMP2592, 387 nucleotides long. The record is from the annotation of a GenBank genome assembly. Lineage: Eukaryota; Dinophyceae; Suessiales; Symbiodiniaceae.